GAACAAGUGUCCCUUACAUUUGAGCUGAUUAAUGUCUGUUCAGAUUUACAGUAUAACAAUGUAGUGCACUAGUCCUUGUGGUGUGCACAUCAAGAAUCUCAAUUAAUUAUCAUAACUGGGCAGCACUACUACGUAUAAAGAAGUCCGAUGGAACGAGCGUGAAGUAAAUGUCCAUAUCAGCCGCCGAGAGGAGCGACAAACCACCCCUGGUUGGGGUUCCCGUUGGUGGCGCAAGCCCACAUCUGGAUCUGGUUCAGGCCCUCGAGGUUUCCGCCGGUCAGGUCGAUGCACUGGUUCGUGCCCUUCCACUGGAUCUGGUCGCCGAUGUUCGAGAAGAGCUGGUUCGGGUUGCCCUGUCCGCAGGUCCAGAUCUGCAGCUUCGUGCCAUCGGCAGUCGAGCCCCCGGAGACGUCGAGGCACUUGUUCUCGAAGAUCGUGAUGGGGCCGGAGAAGCCGAGCGACGGGGCGGUCCAGGUGAUGUUGCCGUUCGGCAGCGCGGACUUGAAGUCGACUUCGAGGCAGCCGACGAUCACGACCGCGGCACCGUCGGCGUCCGACUCUGCGGCCAGGCAGUGCGCGACGUCGUCGGUGGAGGAGACUAGCGGGUGCCAUGGGGGGUGGUGCAGUCAGCAACGAGACCCGCAAGGGAAAGGACGGAUGCGACGCACUAACGCUCGAGAGGACGUUCGAGACCAGCCGCGGGUCUGGGAGCCCCGUCCACUUCUGGUUCGUGUUCCGCGUAUCGCACAUCCAGAGCUGCAGCUGCGUGCCGGGCGUCGUGCUCGCGUCGGUCAGGUCUAUGCACAGAUCUGCAGCUUCGUGCCGUUUUUGUGCGCGCCGUCGACGACGUCGAGGCACUGUGCAUCGUGUGUGUCAGUCACUACGCACUAAAACUUGCUCCGCACGCACCUUGUCGCCGAAGACAGUGAUCGGCUGCGGGCCGGCAUCCUGCCUCGUGAACGUCGAGUAGACCCAUUCCUGGUUGGCGGGGCUGGCGGUGUCGCAGUGCUGGAUGACAACGGGUGCGCCGUCCGCGUUGGACGAGGCGGCGAUGCAUCCCUGUGUUCCGGACGAGGUGACUGCGUGCCGAAGGCUCAGCAAGGCGCACGGAUCAAGGCAGGCAGGGACAUACACGCUGGGCUGUCGCUUUCGAUGAUCAAGCCGAAGGCGGCGCGGGCCAGGAGCGAUCCGAGGACGAGGUGGGAGAGCAUGGUCGUCGGGUCGUUCGAUCGGGUGAGUAGAUGAAUGGGAUUUGCAUGGACACAGGGCAGGGCUUUAUAGAGUCGCUCGACCUCGCACGCCAAGAGCGACGCUCAGGUUUGGAGCGGGGUGAUCAGCCCGCCAUCACAACGGUGACAUCAUCGUCCCGCCAUCACACACUCCCCCUGCAUUCCCAUCUGGAAGUCUCGUUCUCACU
Molecule: messenger RNA, 1417 nt
Organism: Mycena citricolor
Lineage: Eukaryota; Fungi; Basidiomycota; Agaricomycetes; Agaricales; Mycenaceae
Source: the annotation of a GenBank genome assembly